CUGCAGCCUGCGUUUCUCUUGCCGCAGUGCCACACCCUCGCUCUCCGGACCUGGGCUGGCGGUGGCUGCAGGGCAGCUCCUGGUGCCCAAAUGGCUGAGGGGGACGCAGGGAGCGACCAGAGGCAGAAUGAGGAAAUUGAAGCAAUGGCAGCCAUUUAUGGGGAGGAAUGGUGUGUCAUUGAUGACUGUGCCAAAAUAUUUUGUAUUAGGAUUAGCGACGAUAUAGAUGACCCCAAAUGGACCCUUUGCUUGCAGGUGAUGCUGCCGAAUGAAUACCCAGGUACAGCUCCACCUAUUUAUCAACUGAAUGCUCCUUGGCUUAAAGGGCAAGAACGUGCAGACUUAUCAAACAGCCUUGAGGAAAUAUAUAUACAGAAUAUUGGUGAAAGUAUUCUUUACUUGUGGGUGGAGAAAAUAAGAGAUGUUCUAAUAGAAAAAUCUCAGAUGACAGAACCAGGCCCUGAAGUAAAGAAGAAGACUGAAGAGGUGGUUGUUGAAUGUGAAGAUGAUCCCAUCGUACCACCUCAGCCAGAAAAUUCAGCUAAAGCAGUGGAUGUUCGUGUCAGAGAAAAGCCAAGAGAAGUAGAAGAAAUACCUCCAAUUGAUCAUGGCGUUCCCAUUACAGACCGAAGAAGUACUUUUCAGGCACACUUGGCUCCGGUGGUUUGCCCCGAACAGGUGAAAAUGGUUCUUUCCAAAUUGUAUGAGAAUAAGAAAAUAUCUAGUGCCACUCACAACAUCUAUGCCUACAGAAUAUAUUGUGAGGAUAAGCAGACCUUUCUGCAGGACUCCGAGGAUGAUGGGGAGACUGCUGCAGGUGGGCGUCUCCUUCACCUCAUGGAGAUUUUAAAUGUGAGGAAUGUCCUGGUGGUAGUAUCCCGCUGGUAUGGAGGGAUUCUGCUAGGACCGGAUCGCUUUAAACAUAUCAACAACUGUGCCAGAAACAUACUAGUGGAGAAGAACUAUACCAGUUCACCAGAAGAGUCAUCUAAGGCUUUGGGAAAGAACAAAAAAAUGAAAAACAAGAAGAGGAAUGAGCAUUAAUACCUGAAACCAUAUGAAAGGUUAAUUUGCCUACAAUUAUAUACACAUUCCAUAGUCAUCAAGGAGUAUGUUGUACGCGAGUAUCCUUGACUGUGCUCAAGUCAGCCAAUUCACCGUGGACACCAGCAUUAUCUUUCUCCGUUGGUUAUACCAUCUGCCAAAAAUAGACAACUUAUGAUAAAAUCAUGUGUGUUUCAGGCUUGCUUGAGAGAACGGAUUUGACCUUAUUGACCACUUCGUCUAAUUUUAGAAGGCAACAGUUGCCCAGGGCAGUAUUUGGAUUACUGUCUUUUUUGGUGUGUGUCAAGUGCCUUUGUUAGGUGGGGGAGAGAGAUCUCUAGAGGUUAAUGAAUACCUGAUUUCUUGUCAUAGAGAUUCUUGUACUGUUAAAUGAAUGUUGCCUUGUACUGCUCUUUAUGGCUUACUGGAACAGGAGCUCAUGGAAGACUGAUCUUGGAGAGUUUCUUCUUGUGAUUUCGGUACAUCAGUGUGUCACCUUUCAUAGUGUUCAUCACUGAAUAAUAGAUUAAGUGAAAAUUUAGGUGUAUCCAUCUACGAUUAUGUGCUGAGGUGAUCAUCCAUCUAACAUAUUUGUUAGCAUAAAUGUUAUGCCUCAAUUUACGUCACAAACUUGUGAUUGUGAAGUUUCAAAAAGUGAUUUCCUAGUCUCUGCGUUUUUUUGGAGUUAAUUCUUGUAACGUGAAGUCAUAGAAUAUGGAGUGUCAGUAGGUUUCUUCCACCCUUGAAACAUGUUGAUGUUAAUAUUACAGUUUCUUUUACCAACUUGGAAGUAGUACCCUUCUCGUGAACUUCAUCGAGGAAUUAGAACCAUGCUAGAAGUGAGGCGAUGGGUUAAUGGAACGUUAAUGGAAUGGGAUAGAAGUGGCAGAAUGUUGCUGGUAUAGGGCAAGAAUGGGUAGGAUAGUUGAUGCACACUUCCCAUCUGAGCUCCAGAUAGCUUUCUCAGUUCUGUGAUUUUGCAGAGAGAAGGAACAAAACUUUUGAUUGGAAGAACAAAGACAUUCCCUCUUUUUCCACUCCUGUCAAAUCUUCCUUUUUUUAAUCGAUGCUUCCAGUUUCUUUCCUCUGAAGUUACCUCUAAGCAUUCAGAUAAUUUAUCUUCGAGAUAAAACAGUAAGUCCUAAACAGUUCCUUUUCAAACAUGUUUGGAAACAAUUGUUCUUAAGUUCUUACUUAAGGGCUGGCAUCAUGGCGCAGCAGGUUAAGACACCGCCUGCGGUGCCUAGCAUCCCAUAUAAGUGUGGGUUCGUUUCCUGGCCACUCUGCUUCUGAUCCAGCUCCCUGCUAAUGUGCCUAGGAAAGCAGAAGAUGGCCCAAGUGCUUGGGCCCCUGACCCACAUGGGAGACCCAGGUGGAGUUCUGAGCUGUUGCUUUCAGCCUGCUCUACCUUCCCUCCCUCCCUCUCUCUCCCCCUUUCUGUGACUAUGCCUUUCAGAUACAUAAAAAAUUUUUAAAAGAGUUCUUACUUGAUCAUAGGAAUUAGGAGGCAGCUUGGGGUUGUCCUAAAACAUGGGACGCAUCAGAGAACUGGACAGAGAUUUUUGUUUUCAGUGUUUUACCUUUAAAAGAUCUAACAUCUUUACUUGAUAUUUUUAAUAAGAAUCUAUCAGAUAGCUUUACACUAGGGUGGGUUCUGAGUCAUAAAAUCUAAAUUAUUUUUGCUGUAAGUAUAUUUAAUGAUGUGAAUGAUCAAGAAUCAGAGAAGGACCUAUUUGGAAUAUUUACCUCAGAUACCAUGAAAUGUUUAAUAUAUCCUAUAUAUUAAUUCUUAGAAUAAUUAAAGGAAUUAGAGCACAGUAAUAAUAAAAUAACUUCACUGUUUUGGCAUGCCAGACCUUUAUUUUUUUUUUAAUUUUUUUAACUUUUAUUUAAUGAAUAUAAAUUUCCAGUGUACAGCUUAUGGAUUACAAUGGCUUCCCCCUCCCAGACCUUUAAAAGGAAAAAACUAACACUUUGAAAAUAAAUGAGUUAAUUUUUCUGCAACACUGAAUUUGAAUUUUUCUUGUUUUAUCUAACAUUUAUUUAGGUCUUUUUGUUUUGUUUUGUUUCCUUUUAAUUGAGUUGAAAGGCAAAGAGACACACAGGUCUUCUGUCUGCUGGUUCUUUCCCCAAAUGCCUGCUAUGUCUGAGGCUGGGCUGGUGCUGGGCUGAUCCAAAGUUGGGAGCCUGGAACUCUGUCCAGGUCUCGCAGCCAGGUGGCAGGAAUCCAGCUAGUCCAGUCAUCACUUGCUGCCUCCCAGGGUGCUCAUUAAUAGGAAGUUAGGAUCAGAGGUGGAGCCAGGACUGAAACCCAGACACUUUCGUAGGGGAUGUGGGCAUCUCAUGUGGCAUUUUAACUGCUCUGUCAACCACCCACCCCUUAUUUAGGUUUUUACAGAAAACAAGGCCUCCUUAUAUCCAUGAUCUUAUUUUCCUGUAUUUUUAGAAAAAGCUUAAUUUUGCCUUUUGCUACAGAGUUGUUAACCCUAUUUUGCUGAAUAGUAAUAAAAAAGCCUCUUAGUCCUUUUGCCCAAUGUCAGUUAGCUGUAGGAGGGAGAGGUUCCAGUUUCUCUACUUCUGAACUCUGGGUUAUUUCACAUUCUACAAUUAAGGAAAACCUAACUAAUGAUAGUAUUUUUUCCCCCUCUAUUUACAAUUUCUCUUGAAUAGAGAUUUUCCAAAUACUUUCUAUAACCAGAUCUAUGCUGUGGCAUAUUUUAUAUUCGUUAAAAUAUUUUCCAUAUGCCAGCAUAUAAGAACAAGUCAUGUCUACUUUGUAAGUGGGAAUAGCAGUUGCUGCAUCCAAUGUAUGCUUUUGAGGUAUGUAUCAUGAAACAGAGCCUAUCUGAAGAGAAUUAUAUCGAACAAAUCCUAAGACAGAACAGCGUAAAACACAUACUGUUUAGAGGGCCGGUGAGAUUUAUUGCAAAAAUUGCAUAAUCACCUCUAAUUCUCCCAUAGAGAUAACCAUUCUUAACAUUUGGUACGUACAUUUUAUUUUUUUCUUAUGCAUGAUUUUGUAUAUAUGACUAUUUUUCUUUCCAUAAAAAUGGUAUUAAGCUGUAUAUACCGUUUUGUAUC
Molecule: messenger RNA, 4125 nt
Organism: Lepus europaeus (European hare)
Lineage: Eukaryota; Metazoa; Chordata; Mammalia; Lagomorpha; Leporidae
Gene: IMPACT
Product: impact RWD domain protein
Exons: 11
Coding region: 91-1044 (317 amino acids)
Biological process (GO): regulation of translational initiation
Cellular component (GO): cytoplasm
Molecular function (GO): protein binding
Source: RefSeq, a predicted model, not a curated record